This is a messenger RNA of Echinostoma caproni, 234 nucleotides long. The record is from the annotation of a GenBank genome assembly. Lineage: Eukaryota; Metazoa; Platyhelminthes; Trematoda; Plagiorchiida; Echinostomatidae.
AUGGACCGUGAGCUUCAGAAGGUUAAAGGUGCCAUCCGGGAACAAGUGGAGGAAUUGAAAAGAGCUCAAGAAGCAACAAACAAAAUCGCAAGUGCGGUGGAAAGAUUGGCUAGCCAGGACGAAUUGGUUAUGGGACGUAAACGCAAUGUGGUUAUAAAGGGCAUUACUGAGCCAUUCUGCAGAGCUAUUCACCAAAGAGCACGGGAACUCUGGCAACCAUUGGUUGAUCUAAUG